AUGCAGUCAGCAAUAAAUAAAGCGUUGAUUGUACUUACAGCCGUGAUAUUGGCUACCAUUGGAGGCUUGCCAUCCUUUCCAGGUGUAAAAGCUCGUUCCGCUUCAGGUAAAAAUAAGUUUGGACCUGAGCGUGUCCGUAUCUCGAUGGACGAGCUGCGUAGGUUUAGCGAAAAAGACUUCAGCAAUGCCACGAAGGCCACACAAUGUUUCACACACUCUCUCUGCGAACACAUGGGCCUGGUGAGCAAUGGCGUUUUUGUGGAGCGUUACAUCAUUAGUUUCCUGGGCGAUGUCACCGAUCCGAAACGCAUGUUGGAACGUGAAUGUUUAGGGCAAUUCAGCGAUAAUAAGUGUGAAAGAGCUCUCCUUAUCCAUCAAUGUUAUCGUGCUGAUCAACGGCUGAUGAAGGAUAAUAUUUAUUUGUUUUAG
This is a messenger RNA of Bactrocera oleae (olive fruit fly), 429 nucleotides long. The record is from RefSeq and is a predicted model, not a curated record. Lineage: Eukaryota; Metazoa; Arthropoda; Insecta; Diptera; Tephritidae.